AAGAUGGCGGCGAUGGUGCUAGCCGACGUUAACUCAAAAUCAUGGGAUAAAUCAGUAAAACAUGACUUCUUGAAACAAUGUAAAUCAUUUGUAAAUGACAACAAAUUAUGGACUCCAGGACCAAAGUCACUUAAGCAAGCUUUCUAUGACUUGUGUUCAGUUGUAUCCAAAGGCCAUGUCAAACAAGAACAAGCAGUAUCAGUUAUAACAGAUCUAUGUGAUUACAAGAAAGAGGUUCCAUUAUUACUUGUUGAUGUCUUUUCUAUAUUUGAUAUAGAGACAACAUGUUCUGAGGAUAAACAAGAAAGAGACAGAUUUAUUUCUUUGGUAUCAGCUGUAGAGGGAUUAAUAGCACCAACAGUGUUUAAAGAACGGCUGGAUUUUGACACAUUGGAAAAUGUAGGCUUAAUUUCCUCUAGACAGCAAUAUCAAGCCAAAUAUGUUAAAACAAAAACGAGAUUAUUUUACAAACAGAUGAAAUUUAAUUUGCUACGAGAAGAAAAUGAAGGGUAUGCCAAACUGGUAGUAGAGUUAAACCAGGAAAUAACAGAAAAAAUCACACCUUUACAAGUUAUAGAAAAUCUUAAAUCAUUGAUAGGAUGUUUUGACCUUGACCCAAAUCGUGUGUUGGAUAUAUUGUUGGAGUCAUUUGAGAAUCGACCAGAACAUGAUCAGUUUUACAUCCCAAUGUUUAGAGAAUAUGUCAGUGAGCCUAAGACACUGUGUAAUAUCAUGGGAUUUAAAUUUAAAUUUUAUGCUUCAGAAGAAACUCCACAGUCUCUGUAUAAAAUGGCAGCUGUUUUAUUAGAAAAUGGAUUGGUUGAUUUAGACUUGCUUUAUCCACAUCUUUCACCAGCAGACAGUAAGAUUUGGGAAUUUCAUGAGAAAGAUGUAAACAACGCCAAAGCUCAUGCCAGGAAGCUUAACAUUGUAUCAUUAGCUGAUAAAACGGAAGAUAAAAAGACAGAUGAAGAGGCUAUUAUAGAUGUGCAUUCAACCAAUCAGAAGUUGGGAUUAUGUGGAGAGUUGCUACAGUUUGGAUGUUGGAGUAGUGUGAAACAGAUUCUAGACAGAUUACCAGAGUUUUUUGCAACAUCAUAUAGACCUGUUACUAUGAAGCUGUGUGAAACUGUCCAUAAGAUGAUGGAAUCUUUUUAUAGGGAGAAUUGUGGCAUUCCUAAGAAGAUAUUAAAAGGGAAGAUAAAACAAGACAAGAAGGUUCCACAAGUGAAUUCUUACCGAGAGUUGCACCUACAAGUGUUUUCUAUUUUACGUUAUCUGGGCCCAUACACAGCAUAUGAUCCAGUUCUUAUUGCCAAGAUAAUAAGACUUGGAAAAACAUUUAUGUCCAAGAGGCAGGAUGGAGGCAUUACACCAGAAGAUGAUAUAGCUUACUAUGGCUUCCUCAACAUGUUGGAUGAAGUACUCCUACCUAGUAUGUCCGUGCUGGCCAAUAAUUGUUGUUUGUCCGAGGAGUUAUGGUCAUUUCUCAAAUUAUAUCCAUAUGAACUCAGGUAUAGAUUGUAUGGGAACUGGAAGAAUGAUACAUACAGUCAGCAUUCUAAGUUGAUCUGUAUCCGAGCUGAUUGUCUGGAGAAAGCUAAAUACAUCAUGAAACGUUUGUCUAAGGAGAAUGUGAAACCCUCUGGACGACAGCUUGGGAAACUGAGUCACAGUAAUCCUGGUGUAUUGUUUGAAUAUGUAUUAUCACAGAUCCAAAGAUAUGACAACUUUAUUGGACCUGUUGUUGACUCACUGAAGUACCUCACAUCACUAUCAUAUGAUGUGUUAGCUUAUUGUAUCAUUGAAGCUGUAGCAAACCCAGACAGGGAUAGGAUGAAGCACGAUGACACAAACAUAUCGCUAUGGUUACAAAGUCUUGCCAACUUUGCUGGUUCUAUAUGUAGGAAGUACACAGUAGAAUUAGCUGGACUUAUGCAGUAUGUAGCAAAUCAACUAAAAGCUGGUAAAAGUUUUGACCUACUGAUAUUGAGGGAAAUUGUACAAAAGAUGGCAGGUGUGGAGAUGUCUGAGGAAAUAACUAAUGAUCAACUAGAGGCAAUGUCAGGAGGAGAAUUGUUAAGACAAGAGGGAGGUUACUUUACUCAAGUUAGAAAUACAAAGAAAUCUUCUACUCGGUUAAAGGAUACUUUACUGGAGCAUGAUCUGGCCUUGUCACUUUGUCUGUUGAUGGCACAACAACGUGAUGGUGUUAUAUUCCAUGAGAGUGCUGCUGGUCAUCUUAAACUUGUGGGAAAACUCUAUGAUCAGUGUCAGGACACAUUGGUACAGUUCGGUAGCUUCCUGUCCAUGCAGCUGAGCACAGAAGAAUUUGUUAAACGCCUUCCAAGUGUAGAUACACUGAUCAUGAGUUACAAUGUGCCAGCUGAUGCAGCAUUCUUUCUUUGUAGAACACAGUAUGCUUAUGCAAUAAAUUUGAAGUAUGAUGAACUGAGGAAGAUUGACAAAGCUAACAAACAGACCUCCAGUCAGCAAAAGACACAGCGGUAUAUAGAAGCAUCAGAAGGUGUUAUGGAACCAGUGAUCAACUCAAUACGUCCUGUAUAUAAUGCUAAAGUAUGGGAUGAUCUCAGCCCUUACUUCUUUGUGACAUUCUGGUCUUUAUCAGUGUAUGACUUAGCUGUACCUACCAGUGUGUAUGAGAAACAGAAGAACAGCCUGGACUCACAAAUCAACACUAUUGAAGAUAACAAAGAUCUGCCACAAAGUAAAAAGAAAAAAGAAAAGGAAAGGUGUACAACUUUAUUGGAGAAAUUAAAAGAUGAAGAAAAGAAACAGUCUGAGCAUGUUCAGAGAGUUCAUUCCAGAUUAAAGGCUCAGAAAGAACAAUGGUUUAUAUCACGUUCCACAAAGAAUGAGACGAUUACUCAGUUUCUACAGCUAUGUAUUUUUCCACGCUGUUGUUUUACUGCCAGUGAUGCAGUAUACUGCGCCAAGUUCAUACAUAUAUUACAUGAUUUAAAGACUCCAAACUUUUCUACACUCAUCUGUUAUGAUAGGAUAUUCUGUGAUAUUACUUUUACUGUGACAAGCUGUACUGAGAAUGAAGCUCAUCGGUAUGGUAGAUUUCUGUGUGCUGCAUUAGACACAAUAAUGAGAUGGCAUAGUGAAAGGAAAAUUUAUGAAAAGGAGUGUGCCAGUUACCCAGGAUUUGUAACAGUGUUCAGAAAAGGGGCUGACAGUGUAAAUAAAGCUGAUCAGUUAGACUUUGAAAAUUAUCGCCAUGUUUGUCACAAAUGGCAUUUCAGAAUUACAAAAGCUAUGGUAGCAUGUCUUGAAAGUGGGAACUAUAUACAAAUACGCAAUGCAUUGAUAGUACUCACCAAGAUAUUACCAAAUUAUCCUAAGAUCACACAGUUUGGUCAGGCUUUGGAAAGGAGGGUAGAUAGACUAAGACAAGAUGAGAAAGAGAAAAGACCUGAUAUCUAUGCCUUAGCUAUGGGGUAUUCAGGUCUGUUGAAAGGAAAGAAAACAACAUGGGUGGCAGAAAAUGAGUUUCAUCAAAAAGAUAAUAAAGCUCAAGCCAAAGUUCAGGCAGCUAAAGGUGGGAUGGCUACACCUACCAGGAAAGCAGGGGAUGAGGCUAAAUCAGGCAAACAAAAUGAAGUCAAGUUAAAAGAUAACAAAGAUUCUAAAGAUCCAAAGGAAAAAAAAGUGAAUGAGAAAAAGGAGGUGAAGACUGAUGUAAAAGUUAAAACAGAGAAAAAGAAUGAUGACAAGAAGGAACUAGUUAACGGAACAUCCAAGGAAAAAGAUAGCAGCAAAGAGAAAGUAGAAAAGAAAGAAAAACUUAAAGAGGAGAAAAAAGAGAAAAAUAAGGAAGAAAAGAAAGAAAAGAAUAGAGACAAAGAAGAGAAAAAGAACAAAGAGGACAAGAAAGAUAAGUCCAGUAAGGAAGAUAAAAGAGCAAAGGAAAGUAAGCACAAAGAUGUAUCAGAUACAGUUGUAAAAGAAGAGAGACAUGAUUCUCCAAGAGAAACUAAGGCAAAAGAAGACCAUAAAGAUAGAAGAGAGAAGGAGCGCCAAGAAAAACAUGACAAGACUUUAAAGAGAUCCUACACACCAGACCAUGAUCACAAGGAGCCAGAAGGAAGGGAGAAGGAAGUACACAGGGUGGAGAAGUCAUCAAGCCAUACACAUCAUAGUCCAGAGAUAAGCAAAUGUCAUUCUGAUGAAAGAGAUGUAAAAAGACGCAAACUGGAUUCUCCAACUGGGUCAAAGGAGAGGAGGAGAAGCCAGUCUAGAGACACACAUAAAAGGACUCCAUCACCAGUUCCAGAAGUUGACAGACACAGAGAACGUGAUAAAGAAAGAAAAGACAGAAAAAGACAGGAUUGGGAAGAUGAUGUUAAUCAUGAGGAGGUAAAGAAAAGAAAAAGUCUUGAACCAUCAUCAAGUCGUUCUAGUCACAGUAAAAUAAAUGGUGAUACAGAAAAACAUCUAAAGAGAAGAGAGAGUGACUCUAAAUCUGAGGUUCAUCUGGUUAAGAAGGAACCAGUCGACUCAGCUGAUGAAUCCCCAACAAGAAAGUUCAAGUCUGAAUGUCAAGUUGUUAAAAUAAAAAAGGAACCACAUGAAGCUACAGAUGAUUCACCUCCAAGGUCAAAAUCAAGGUCAACCCAGGAGAGCAAAGUUGUCAAAGUGAAAAAGGACAGAGAUAGUGUAGAAGAAUCUCCCACUAGAGUUAAGACAAAAGAAAAAUCAAAGAAGAGUGACAAAGAAAGAAGUCGGGAUAAAUCAUCAAGUUCAUCCAAGAAGAGUAAAAAGUGAUCCAAUUGUUAAUUAUUUAAUUUAUUUUAACAGACUGAAUUGUUUGAUUGAUUAUGUUAUGAGAUAUUGUGAAAAAGAUAUAUUAUGUUUUAACACCAUCUGUAAAGAUUUUGUACAGACCUCAUAAAACAUCCAAUUUUUGGACCAUUUUCAUAAAGUCAUGUUCAUCAAAAACUAUAGUAAAA
This is a messenger RNA of Mytilus californianus (California mussel), 4976 nucleotides long. RefSeq names its product THO complex subunit 2-like. Gene Ontology annotation, cellular component: THO complex part of transcription export complex. Gene Ontology annotation, molecular function: mRNA binding. Gene Ontology annotation, biological process: mRNA processing; mRNA export from nucleus. The record is from RefSeq and is a predicted model, not a curated record. The transcript is spliced from 40 exons. NCBI's taxonomy places the organism in Eukaryota, Metazoa, Mollusca, Bivalvia, Mytilida, Mytilidae. Bases 4 to 4791 code for a protein of 1595 amino acids.